UUUUCUUUUAUUCAAUUUGCUUUAGAAAAGAGGGGGGAAAAAAGGCUGGUAAGAGUUCAAGUUUUCUCCACCAUGAAUCUCCUGCGCCUCACCACAUUUUUAAUUCUAAUUUCAUCAGUGCUCUGUGGUGUCAAAGACAUAAUUGAGCAUUUUCACAAGGGUUCCUCAAUCCUGGGUCCCAGGGGGAGCCAAAGUGAAGUUACCCAAAAUCUGCAGGAAGAUACUGUCACGAACGAUCUGAUUCCAGAAGGAGAAGAAGAUGAAGAUUAUCUGGACUUUGAGAAAAUUUUUGAAAAUGAUUAUGAUAUUGAUAUAAUUGACGCAACUGAAACCAAGGGUUCAGAAACAGAACAAGGAAAUCUUUACGAGUUGUUCCACGGGAAAACCAGGGUUCAGAGGCUCAAUAUUAUCAAUUCAAACUUUGGUUUUAAUCUUUACCGAGCCAUUAAGGAUACAACCAACUCAUCAGAAAACAUCCUGCUUGCACCAGUUGGUGUCUCCAUUGCGAUGGCCACAGUAUCACUUGGUACAAAAGACGAGACACUGAACCAAGUUUUAUCUACUUUGGGCUUCAAAGACUUCAUCAACGCCAGUUCAAAGUAUGAGACUGCCACCAUACACAAUGUUUUCCGUAAGCUCACUCAUAGAUUAUUUCGCAGAAAUUUUGGCUUUACACUGAGAUCAGUUAAUGACCUCUAUAUCCAGAAGGAUUUCUCCAUCCGAGAAGAAUUCAAGAACAACAUGAAAGAUUUUUACUUUGCAGAGGCUCAGAGUGCUGAUUUUGGAGACAAAAUGUUCAUAACCAACGCAAAUCAACGUAUCAGUAAGCUCACUAAAGGUCUAGUAAAAGAAGCUAUAGCCAAUGUGGAUUCAUCUCUUCUAAUGCUGCUAGUUAACUGCAUAUACUUUAAAGGCACCUGGGAAAACAAGUUUCCUGUUAUGUCCACACAUAAUGUUAAUUUCCGUCUGAAUGAGAAGGAGGUGGUGAAGGUACCAAUGAUGAAAACCAAAGGAAACUUUCUCGUGGCCGUUGACCGUGAUCUGGACUGUGAGGUCUUGCAGAUGCCCUAUGUGGGGAACAUUAGCAUGCUGAUUGUCCUGCCACACAAGCUCUCUGGCAUGAAAAACCUGGAGAAGCAACUCACCCCACAGGUGGUGGAAAGAUGGCAGAAGAUUAUGAUGAACAGGACCAGAGAGGUUUAUUUACCUCGUUUUAAGCUGGACAAGAACUAUAAUUUAAGAGAUGUCCUUAGCAACAUGGGACUAAAAGAUCUUUUCACUCAUGGAGACUUAUCUGGCAUUUCAGAGGAUGACGUCAAUAUUGGAAGGUUCCAACACCAAGGCACGAUCACAGUAAAUGAAGAGGGAACACAGGCGGCUGCAGUCACCACACUAUUGUUCAUGCCACUGUCCACACAGGCACGAUUCGUAGUGGACCGGCCUUUCUUGUUCCUCAUCUAUGAGCAUCGUACCAACUGUCUGAUUUUUAUGGGACGGGUUGCCAACCCCACUAAAUCCUAAAUUAAAUUCUCCAGUUGAGACUAGCAAUUUGUUUAAAAUGUUAGAUGUUUUACCCAGAACACAUUUAAUUAUAACUUGGACAUUUCUAUGUUAAUAUAUCAAACAUGGACAUCUUAAAAGUGCUGUACUGUCUUUUCAGAGAAGGGUAUGUGGUCAGAGGGCGUGAGUAAAUCUAAUGUUAAAAAAGGAAUUAAUUGUGUAAUUUAGACAAGAAAAGGCAUUCUAUUACUCCCAUCUGAUUUUCAAGCGGUGAAUUCAUAGAUUUGUUGUGGACACUGACAUAGCACCCCAGACAAUUGCCAUAGGCAAUCUUGCUGAUGCCUGAUGGAAAAGUAGAAUUUGGCAUCAUGCAUAUGCCUGGGUUGUGCAAGGUUGCUAAAUAUUUGCUUUUGUUCACAAGCAAUCCAUUAACUAGCAGACUAUACUACACAGGCAGUUACCGAGAGAUGUUCUACAAUUUUUCUUUCCUGUUAUACAUGAAUUAUUUUCUAACUCUUGCUUUUGUGAUGUUAAAGGAGGUCAAGGAAGUAGUAAUGAGAGUAUACUGUUAGCCCAGCAAAUAAAAGCAUUUGCAACUUGUGUUAUUUA
Messenger RNA from Pelobates fuscus (common spadefoot toad), 2109 nucleotides. It is a transcript of the gene SERPIND1, whose product is annotated as serpin family D member 1. Gene Ontology annotation, biological process: blood coagulation; negative regulation of endopeptidase activity. Lineage: Eukaryota; Metazoa; Chordata; Amphibia; Anura; Pelobatidae. Gene Ontology annotation, molecular function: serine-type endopeptidase inhibitor activity. The transcript has 4 exons. The record is from RefSeq and is a predicted model, not a curated record. Bases 73 to 1521 code for a protein of 482 amino acids.